Molecule: messenger RNA, 1203 nt
Organism: Cryptococcus amylolentus CBS 6039
Lineage: Eukaryota; Fungi; Basidiomycota; Tremellomycetes; Tremellales; Cryptococcaceae
Exons: 11
Coding region: 314-1144 (276 amino acids)
Biological process (GO): proteolysis
Molecular function (GO): aspartic-type endopeptidase activity
Source: RefSeq, a predicted model, not a curated record
UUUAUAACCUCUCGUCCCAGCAAAACCCACCCCAACCGACGAUGUUUGCAGUGCCUUUCGCCUUGCUCAUCUACUUGUUUAUACUAACAGUCGCCACUAAAGCUCAAACGACAUUCAAAUUGACAAAGCAUAGCACCGGCGCCACAUUUGGUAUUCUGCGCAAGAUCGAGUCGUUGGGAACCGGCAGUAAUAGGCGGAGGGAUGUGGAGAUUGAUGGGUCUUCCAGUGGUGGAAAAGGGUAUACGAUCGAUGUGAGCUUGAAUGGAGGCUCGAGUAUACCUGUACUUCAUGCGACUCGUGCACCAGCGGAGGGAUGCAAAGCAGUGGACUAGAGGCGGAGUCAGGCUGUGAAGUGUACGGACUAACAUACCGUAUCGGCAGUGUGAAGGGGUGUAUCGUGGAGAGCACGAUGGCGGUUGGGGAAUGGACCGUCGACAAUCUUCAUGCCUUGGCUAUCAGCUAUGUCGAUGAUGAUAUGCUUUGGGAAGGAUCAUUCAUGAGCGGGCUUUGGGGUUUGGCUCGAGACGGUGCAACGGUCGAUGGAGCGCCAACUGCAAUCAGUCUUAUGUAUUCUCAAGGCCUGAUAGAGGCGCCGGUCGUUGGAUUCUACCUCGGGCGAGAGGGUGAUGGCACCGAGAGCGAAAUGACCAUCGGAGACGUCUCUUCUAUUAGCUACGCUCAAACAAGCAAGAAGGUGACCGUCCCAUCUCGAAACAACACCUACGACUUGUAUCAAGUGUCUAUGGAUUCGAUAUCGGUCAAUGGCAAGACAUUGGAAAGCGAUAUAGUCGCCUACAUUGACACAGGAUCUACGGCCAUAUCCACCCCCGAAACGCUCGCCGGAGAGAUAUACAUCGCCCUCUUUGACGGUAUAGCCUACAAAUACGGAACGUCGUACAUUGUACCAUGCGAACCUCUGACCAACGCCUCAAUCGCUUUCACCUUUGGUGGAGUAGCGUUCGACAUGGCGUCCGAGGACCUUGUUGGGGAUGAUAUUGCCGAUAAUUCUGGUUGGUGUUAUGGCCGCUUUGUUUCCCUCUACGAAGGCGUCGAUUAUAUGGUGAUAGGCGAUGCCUUUCUCCACAACGUUUAUCAUACCGUCAAUGUCCAGAAUGGGGACGUCACAUUCUACGCUCUUUCGUAAAUCGCGGCUCCAUUCGGGACCGUUUACCAAUGUCAGUAUGCACUCUUUCUAUUUCGAGG